This is a messenger RNA of Rhodotorula toruloides NP11, 1008 nucleotides long. RefSeq names its product phosphotransferase enzyme family protein. The record is from RefSeq and is a predicted model, not a curated record. The transcript is spliced from 2 exons. Bases 1 to 1008 code for a protein of 335 amino acids. NCBI's taxonomy places the organism in Eukaryota, Fungi, Basidiomycota, Microbotryomycetes, Sporidiobolales, Sporidiobolaceae.
AUGCAGCACAAAGCCACCAAGGAACACCAGCCUGGGACAGGCAGCCAACUGACCCGUGCACAAAUCGUCAAAACGCCUUCCUACCUACCUCUCUCCUCGUCAACGAACCCCGCUCUGCCGCUCAUGUCGUCGGUACCCCUGCCCCGACCUGGCGACGUCCGUACAGGCGGUUACUUGAUCGGCACGCGGAGACCGGUAGACUGCGAAGCCGAGGGCGUGUUCGUCAAGCGGAUUCAGUGGGGCGGGAGGGAUAUUAUCGUAAAGUACGGCAUCUCGGUCUCCAGCGGGGAAGCAGACGUGAUGAGGAUGAUCAAGGCGAACACUUCUAUCCCUGUCCCGAAGGUCUACGGCGUCGUGCACGAGGAGGCGACGGGCGAGACGUUCAUCUACAUGGAGCUCGUCGACGGGAUUACGCUCGCCGAAGCUUGGUCCAACCUCUCUCCUCUAGAGCUCGCCGCCAUCCAACGCGACUUUUCCGCCUAUGUCGCCGAACUCGCCACGCUCGAGCCACCGCACGACGUCGUGCUCGGUGCUUGCAACAACAAGCUCGACACUCGCGUGGGCGAAUCGUGCCAUGCGUUGCUCGUGCGGAAGCCCGAGCCUGUCAUGCGCACCAUUGAGGACUUUGCGGGUUGGAUCCGCUCCGAGAUGGAUCGCCGUCGUGGCGCACUCUUGAGGCUCCCACCAUCACCGGCCAACCUCGACCAGCUCCUCACAAGCAGCGUCGUCGGCUUCGUCCACGCCGACUUGCACGGCGAGAACAUCCUCAUCAAGAACGGUCGGAUAGCCGCCAUCAUCGACUGGGAACUCACCGGAUGGCUACCACGCAUCGUCGAGCCGCUCGCCCUCGUUGGGUACAUCAAGAAACGGCGAUACGGGUGUCCACCGGCAAUGGAGGGGCUGCUGAGCACUUUCGACCUCGAGCCGGAGACGCGCGAAGGUUUGCUGUUCGUGCACAUGGCGCUGAAUGCGGGUCCAGAUUCGGCGCACUGGGCGGAGUCUUGGUGA